This is a messenger RNA of Elaeis guineensis (African oil palm), 1588 nucleotides long. RefSeq lists its product as uncharacterized. The record is from RefSeq and is a predicted model, not a curated record. Lineage: Eukaryota; Viridiplantae; Streptophyta; Magnoliopsida; Arecales; Arecaceae. Gene Ontology annotation, molecular function: protein-disulfide reductase activity.
CGGAGGGUGACCGUAACCUGCGGGGACGAAAGGGAAGCGGCAACGCGCGUCGGUCGAAUCAUUUCCAUUACCUUUACCUUGGAAACCAACGGAGGACGCAUUCUCUGUCUCUCUGUUUCAAAGAGAAGCCGUGAGAUGUUCGGAGGGAGAUGAUUCGAAGGGGCCUUACGCGUUGCCUCUGGACACCAACAGCAGCAGCGAGAAGAGCGCCGUAUCCUCGCUUGUCGUCGCCUCCCAUAUCUGGCGUCCGCUUUGCCUCUCCGUCCUCCGCCGAGUUUUCGGGCGAGGACUGCGUCUACGGCGAGCCUCUUCCUCCUCCUCCUCCUCCUCCUCCCAAGGCCGCCUCGAUCCCCACCCUUCUCCAGCCGCGGGUCGUCAUCUACGAUGGCGUCUGCCAUCUCUGCCACCGAGGAGUAAAGUGGUUGAUCAAGGUUGACAAAUAUGAAAAAAUUAAGUUUUGCUGUCUCCAGUCCAAGGCUGCUGAACCAUACUUGAGGUUAUGUGGGGUCGAUCGUGAAGAUGUACUUCGACGUUUUCUAUUCAUUGAAGGGCCUGGAGCAUAUUAUGAAGGUUCCACAGCUGCGCUGAAAGUAGCAUCAUACUUGCCAUUUCCUUACUCAGUGCUAAGCUCCUUGCUGAUCAUCCCUGCCCCACUAAGAGAUGCAAUCUAUGACUAUGUUGCAAAACGUCGCUAUGAUUGGUUCGGGAAGGAGGAAGAGUGCAUCGUCAUGCAGGAUAAAGAGCUUCUUGAACGUUUUAUUGAUCGGGAUGAGAUGCUAGGAGGUGGGGAUGACAGGAGUUUCUUUUGACUCAACUAAUUUUCAGUUUUGACUUUGGAGUAUCUUCACAAUCCUCAUUGAUCAACAUCCAUUUGGAUGAGAGAUGAUUCGCUGACCUAGUAGUCAAUUUCCUUUGCUGCCGCACGUGUGGGCAGUGCUUUGGACAAAUCUCUUGGAAUCUGUUGACAAACCUGUGUCCAUGCCAGGUUCUUAGCACCCCCUCUUGACUGGCAGAAAUACAUGCUCAACAUGCAUGCUGUGUUUUUUUCCAUAGAAUUAAAUGUUAGCACUUUCAUUGAUUAUAUAGUAUUUGUCCAGAACUGUAGAGUGAUGUUCUUAUUUAGCAUGCAACAGAAUCCUGUUCGCAUAGGGAACUUUUGCUGAGCAGCUACCCAAAGCCUAGAGGGGAGACUCCUGGUUCUCUUGCUGAAAUAAAAUCAUACUACGGUUUUUAUAUCUUGUGACAGGUCAAAAUUUGUGACAUAUUAUGUUGAAAUGGAGAGUCUGAAACAAUAUAAACAAAAGUCAGAUGUCCUUACUCGGUUUUUCCAGCCAACAACAUCAUGCAAUUUCAGGAGGAAGUAAACGUUAUUUUGUGAUAAUGGUUUCUGUCCUUUGUUGCAAUGCCAUAAAGUGAUUUUGGCAGGUGUAGACCUUAUGGAUUGAUGAAAUAUGCUUUUAAGAAUUGCUGUAGCUAAGCUUUCAAGAAUUGCUGUAUCUUUGAUGUCUCACUUUUCUGGCUCCAGCGGCCAAAAAGGAGAAGAAUUGAGUAGAUUUUGUUAAGAUAACAAGUUGAUGUCUGAGUGCAA